UGGGCUAGUCCGCUAGUAGAGUCCUGACUCCUGAGGGUGAGGGGGGCAGAACGCCGCGGCGAUGGCGUUCCCUUCCUCCUCCUCCCUUUGACAACAGCAAGAGGGAGGGAGGGAUCUACCAUGUGGGGGUGGAUUGUCCCCCCCUCAGUCGCCAUCGCCCGCCCGCGUCUUCUUCGUCUCCUCCUCCACGAUCCAUCGCCACUCAUCACUCACCACCCUCUUUAAACAACCGCCGCUUCUUGGCAGCGGGGUAGGGAAACCAACCAAGCAAAAAAAAGGGGGUUCUUGCCCCCCCCCCCCCCCACGCCCCCAGCUGCUACGUAGCUUGGCUGCAUUCCCCCGUCGACGCCCCGAUUCGGAGAAAGAUCGCUGCUUUUGGGGGUUAUUGAUGAGUGCCGGAGCCGGAGCUGUGGCGCCCGCUGCUGAUUUGGGGGUUUGGUUUGAGGGUUGAGGCGGAUGGAUUGGCCGCCUUGCUGCUGCUGCUGUUGAUGCUGCUUGCUCAUUCUUUACCGGGAAGUGCAGUACAGUGCUGCGGCUGCUGCUUGCUCUGACCAACCCACCCGCGCCCCUGCGGCGGAUUUCGAUGUCACGGGCACCGCCCGGAUGUCACUGCCCGUCGCCGAGGUAGCUGGCAUUGCCGCCGGGUGCGCCGCCCUGCUCCUCCUGGCGGCUGCGGCGACAGGGCUCUGGUGCGCGGCGCGGCUCAGGGCGCGGCGUAACCGCAGCUCCGAGACCGGCUCCUCGGAUCCUUCCACGCUAGUGGAGUGGGGCAAGGGGGGCAGGAGCUCGCUGGCGCCGGAGCACCAGGGUGCGAGGCAAUUCUCGUUGGAUGAACUGGCACAGGCAACCAAGAACUUCAGCGAGGCCAACUUGGUUGGGGUGGGUAGCUUUGGGCUGGUGUACAAGGGCCUGCUUCUUGAUGGCUCCGUUGUCGCGAUCAAGAAGCGCAUCGGGGCGCAAAGGCAGGACUUUGCUGAAGAGGUUAGGAAGCUUUCAGAGAUUACUCACCGGAACAUUGUAACUCUCGUUGGUUAUUGCCAAGAAGGAGGUCUACAAAUGCUUGUGUCUGAAUACGUGCCCAACGGCAGUGUCUCUGGCCAUCUCUAUGAUACUGGGAAAAGCUCCAUGACAAGGCUUGAGUUUAAACAAAGACUCUCAAUAGCCAUUGGAGCAGCUAAAGGUCUGAAUCAUCUGCAUACUCUUGUACCUCCUUUGAUUCACAAGGAUUUCAAGACAAGCAAUGUGUUGGUUGAUGAAAAUUUCAUUGCAAAGGUGGCUGAUGCUGGACUUGCUAGGUUACUUAGAGGAUAUGAAGAUGCUGGCCCAUCUCAUGGGUUUAGUAGUAGUGUCUACCAAGAUCCUGAGCUACAAUCAGUGAUGCAGUUUUCUGAAAGCAGCGAUGUGUACAGCUUUGGAGUUUUUCUAUUGGAGUUGAUUACUGGAAGGGAAGCUGCUUGCCUGAUAUCUCCAGAUUCCAGAGAAUCUCUGGCCCACUGGAUUGAAGGGCAUUUCAGUUCAAGUGAACUAAUUGACCCAAGGUUAGGUGCCAAUUUCACCUCAGAAGGUAUGAAAGAGUUUGUUGGCCUCACUUUUCAGUGCCUGAACCCAUCUUCAAGGAGGAGGCCAAAGAUGAGGUUAGUGGCCACAGAGCUAGACCGUAUUCUUGAGACGGAGAUGUCUCUAACAACGAUUAUGGGUGAUGGAACUGCCAUCAUCACCCUUGGGAGCACAUUGUUUAAGUAAUGAAGACGAAGAUUGAUUGCAUGUCUGCUAUUUGAUGACAUGAUGAUUGUCUGUAGAGUCUAACAGCUGCUGUUUGUUAUAAGUUGUACAGGCUCUGCAUUGUUGUGAUAUACCAUGUAUGAUUUUUAGGCUUGUCAUGGUUGGUAUAAUUUGGUAGGAAAGAUGGGAAGAAAUAGAGCUGUAUGUAACUUUCUUUUUCUUCCUCCUCUUGUCGAUUCAGAGAAUUGUAUGUAAUUUCAGAUUGUUCAGUGCCCUUUUAUGUUUUAGUCUUUGGAAGGGCUAUUGAUUGAGUUAUUGUGCUAAUUCAAUACUAUCAUAUAUUAACUGAUUAAUAUCAUGCCAAUAUCUGCUGUGGCAUGAUAUUCUGUAAU
This is a messenger RNA of Oryza brachyantha (malo sina), 2114 nucleotides long. RefSeq names its product probable leucine-rich repeat receptor-like protein kinase At5g49770. The record is from RefSeq and is a predicted model, not a curated record. Gene Ontology annotation, biological process: protein phosphorylation. Gene Ontology annotation, molecular function: protein kinase activity; ATP binding. The transcript is spliced from 7 exons. Lineage: Eukaryota; Viridiplantae; Streptophyta; Magnoliopsida; Poales; Poaceae. Bases 604 to 1743 code for a protein of 379 amino acids.